Didymella exigua CBS 183.55 is the source of this 765-nucleotide messenger RNA. RefSeq lists its product as uncharacterized. Bases 1 to 765 code for a protein of 254 amino acids. Lineage: Eukaryota; Fungi; Ascomycota; Dothideomycetes; Pleosporales; Didymellaceae. The transcript has 2 exons. The record is from RefSeq and is a predicted model, not a curated record.
AUGGAACCCGAAGCUGUCACCCUGCACAAUCAGACAGCGUCGCCUCUGCUGCGCCUGCCACCCGAGAUACGCGACCGCAUAUACCACUUCGCGCUCAUUUGCGAUGGUAUUGUCAGCAUUUACCCUGCCCCAAAUGGUGUAGACUUUUGUACCGAAAGCCACUCGAUCAAUGGAUGUACCGCCACUCGGGUUACUCACCAGAGACCUGCUGAUCUGAGACCGGACGUUCGCCUUCGGUCGACCUGCCGACAGAUCAAACACGAGGCACGCAACGUUUACUUUGCCUGCAACACAUUCGCGUUCCUGCAUUCCUUCCACUUCGGAGGCGCAGACACGUUCGAAGAUCGCCACUUCAAAGUCCCCGGGAUCAACAAGAUCAAGACCUUGAGCAUGAUAGUUGGCACUUGCGCUCCCAUGGAUAACUUCACAAGAAAACCAUGUCUCGAUCGACUUCUUACACGCAGGAUCGACGACCUGAAGGGCUUACAAGCCUUGUCGAAGGUUCUCGUCCGGGUCUCACCGUGCACUGAACACCUCCUGCCAAGCUUUCCCCUGGGCUUUCCGCCUCAUCAUCCCGCCCUCCAGUCAAUUUCGGUAUUGUCUCACAAGAAACCACUGACGGCGGAAGAUAUACUGGAGUUGGUAGCGAAUGAGUUCAAGAAAGCUGAGUCCUGCAACCCAACUGUCUGCCUUGUGAAGGAGCGCGUGCAGGAGCGCCAUUUCACUAAGAAGAAGCAUGAUAUUCGACAAUGGCUGGAUCUCUGA